Apiotrichum porosum is the source of this 2448-nucleotide messenger RNA. RefSeq lists its product as uncharacterized. Gene Ontology annotation, molecular function: DNA-binding transcription factor activity, RNA polymerase II-specific; transcription cis-regulatory region binding; zinc ion binding. NCBI's taxonomy places the organism in Eukaryota, Fungi, Basidiomycota, Tremellomycetes, Trichosporonales, Trichosporonaceae. Gene Ontology annotation, biological process: regulation of DNA-templated transcription; DNA-templated transcription. The transcript has 7 exons. Gene Ontology annotation, cellular component: nucleus. The record is from RefSeq and is a predicted model, not a curated record. The coding region runs from base 1 to 2448 and encodes 815 amino acids.
AUGGACAACUACAGCUCGUACGAGUGGCACGCGUCCCGGCGACAAGUGACGCCGCGCGGCGAGUCGAGCGGGUCCACGGAUAGGGACAGGCGUGAGCGCGAGCACGAGCGCGAGCGGGACAAGGACGUUGGCUCCAUGCCCAGACGGCCAGUCAUCACCCGCGUGAGCCGUGCAUGUAACGCGUGCCGCCGCGCAAAGAUCAGGUGUAUCGGCGCAGAAACCCCACCGUGCGAACGAUGCCGGACCACUGGCGCAGAGUGUGUGCUGGAGAAGCCACCCGCCAAGCCCGCCGACCAGAACGCGAUGGAGGACCGCCUGCACAACCUCGAAGACCAAAUGACGACCAUGCGCCACCUGCUCCAGGACGUCGUGCACGCCGUGUGCCCCGACAUGGGCGACAAGGGCCACCCGGGGCGGUCUCCCGCCGCGUCCGUGUCGAGCGAGUAUCGGUCUGGCUCUGGAUACCGCCCGCCAAAGUUCUGGCACCGCAGCCCCGACGUGUCGGCCAACCACCACAACCCACAGCCGCGCGAGGGCCCACCCGAGUUGCAAAAGCUGCGGGGGAUGGGCGAACCGCACACUUACGAGCAUGCAGACGAGCACCAGAACCGGCACGGGCACCAGCACCAGCAGGCCGCCACCAGUCCCGAGACUGAACUCGGCCGGCGGCGCCGGCGGUCGUCGACGCCCGCUGAAGACGUGCUCGCAAUGGACGAAAUGGCCAACCCCCUCGGCGUGCUGCGGACCAUCGCGACGCGGAUGGAGAUGGAGGACAGCGGGUCGCCGCCGCCGAAACGGCCGCGAACCGUGCCCGGCGAAGGAGCAGGAGCGGGGGCGGGCCUGGCACACGGACACGGACACGAACGCGGACAAGGACUCGGGCCCGACAGGAGCGAGCAGGACCGCGACGAGGACCCGCUGUCGCUCGGUCUCAUUGGCGCCGACGAGGCCGCCGAGCUCGUGCAGGUCUUCUAUGCCGGCUCGUCGGAUUUCAUCAACUGCUACGAUCCCGAGAAGGACAGCUUUUAUGCCCUACGCGAGCGAUCGCCGUUUGGCCUCACGGCCGUCAUGAUGGUUGGGGCGCGGGUUCGGGACGGCGGCGGGCGGAUGAGUGAGGCUCAGAGAAUGUGUCUCACCGCCGCGAGGCGGAUAGGUGGGUUAUUCGUCCUCAAGGUUCACCCGCUCAUGACAGCGAUGAAGACGCUCGUUCUGCCUGGGUCCACGGUCGAGGACGUCAAGGCUCUCAUCCUGCUUGCGGCGUUCACAGACGACGGCUGGCUCAUCGCCGGCCACGCAGUGCGCCUGGCACUCGACCUCCAGCUCAACCUAGCCUUCAACAAGCUCGUACAGCGUGGAAUGGGCAAAGGACGUACCCGCGCCGAACUGGAGCGCGACGACCAGGCGCUGCUCGAGCAGGCUCGCGUGUGGUACACUGUCUACCGCCUCGAACACCAGAUGAGCUACGGCAUGGGCCGCCCGGCCAUCGUCCAGGAAGACGACACGAUCCACAACUCGCGCGCGCUGCUGGACCACCCGCUGAGUCUCGACUCGGAUGUGCGCCUCAUCUACGCCGUGGAGCUUACGAGCCUGCGUGCGCCCCUCCAUGUCCAGAUCACGGCGCGCCCCGACUCUCCUCUAGACGGAGACAUGCUGUCACGCUUGUCCUGGGCAAACGAGCAGUUUGACGCCUGGGAACGACACUGGCACGAGGUGCUGAUUGACCGGUUUGGGCCGGAGCGUACAGGUUGGAUCCGCGAGAGUCUGCUCAUGCAGCGCCAGCUCGCCGAGCUGUUCCUCAACUCACAGCUGCUGAGAGGCAUCCAGUCCCAGGCGGACGUGGCGGCUAUGAGCGGGGAGAAGCGCGGCUUUGCGCUGCGGGCAAUCCACAAUGCGCUGAGGUGCAUGGACAUUGCCCUGCGUGGACGACAUUACGCCGCCGGCCUGCCAUAUGGAACACACUACACCCAUGUCUGCGCCGCCUUUAUCGCCUCGUUCCUCAUCCGCAUCGCCCGUUUCUUCCCCGACGAAAUGGACCUGCCCCGCGUCGCCGCCGACGUCGAGGAGAUGGCCGCCGUGCUGUCCAAGCUCCCAGCAGGACGCUACGCACGCUCGCUCCGCCUCACGCUGCGAAAGGCUCGGCGUGAAAAGAUCUUCCCGCCCAGCACGCGCACAGGCGUCGCCACCACCUCAGGCCCCGGCAGCGCCUCGGACAUGACGCUGGCGCCGACCCCGUCCGACUGGCUCACUGCGUUCGACCUCAACCCGGAAGACCCGGCAUUUGGGCUGAUGGGCAUCACGCGCGAUGGGCCCCUGCCGCUCUUCCUCAACGGUGACCUGGGCACGACGGCGGCCGCGACCGACGCAGUGCCGUUCACGGGCCUAGAGGCAUUCUUCAUGCCGGCCGAGCUGGACCAGCUCCUCACGUCGUUGCCGUCUGAUGUGGUCUAG